AUGGUCACCCUCUCCGAUGUCCAGGCAUCUAAUGCCCAAAUCCCCACGGCGCUUCCAUCCGGCCUCGUGGCCGUCUUCGUCGGCGCAACAAAUGGCAUUGGCGAGUCUACGCUGAUGGAAUUCGCGCGCCAUGCCCGUCAGCCUCGCGUCUAUCUUGUCGGUCGCUCUCAAGAAGCGGGCGACCGGAUCGCUACCGAAUGUCGGCAGUUGAACCCGGACGGCGAGUUUACCUUCAUCAAAGCGGAUCUCAGUCUGAUGCGAAACGUCGACGAUGUAUGUCGCGAGAUCGAAAGCAAGGAGAAUGUCAUCAAUCUUCUCUUCCUUAGCUGUGGCGUUGCGAUGACGGGCGUCGGUUCGUCUGUACGUCCAACCGCGGAGUUUGGUGCUGAUAUCCGUCUAGAUACGAGCGAAGGCCUGCACGUCAUUCUAGCCGUGGGAUACUACGCCCGCGCGAGAUUCACUAUUAACCUGCUCCCGCUGUUGCGAAAAGCCACCGGACUCCGACGCGUCGUGACAGUCCUAGCCGCAGGUCACAACGGGCCCAUCUACACAGACGACAUCCAAGCACGUAAUAUAUCCGUAUUCUCACUACGCGGUCACGUAGUCUCGAUGACAGACAUGCUCCUCGAAAAACUGGCGGAACAAGCGCCGGAAGUGAGCUUCGUGCACGACUAUCCGGGCGCAGUGAAAACGGGCAUUGGGAGAGAUGCCAACACCAUGCUGGUGCGUAUCGUCUCCUGGAUAAUGCCCGUCGUCGGAAUGUUCCUGUACAUCCCUAUCAGAGAGUCCGGAGAACGACACUUGUUCUUCGCGACCAGCGCCAAGUACCCUGCCCCAUCUGACGAAACGGCUGGAGUGCCUGUCCCGGCCGGAGUCCAUGUGGCUGAUGGAACCGAUGGCGCAUCGGGCAGCGGAGUGUACAGCAUUCAUUGGAACGGCGAGAGUGCUGGGCCCAAGGUGGUUCGGCUCUUACGUGGGAUGCGCGAGGAGGGAAUGACGCAGCAGGUGUGGGAUCACACCGAGGGGGAAUUCAAGCGAAUUUUUGAUUCUAAGCCAUCUCGCGACGAAUGA
Molecule: messenger RNA, 1071 nt
Organism: Penicillium cinerascens
Lineage: Eukaryota; Fungi; Ascomycota; Eurotiomycetes; Eurotiales; Aspergillaceae
Exons: 1
Coding region: 1-1071 (356 amino acids)
Biological process (GO): secondary metabolic process
Source: RefSeq, a predicted model, not a curated record